AUGUCGUGGCUUUUAGUGGGUGAUUUCAAUGUUUGUAGAUACACAUCAGAGAAAAUUGGAGGAAGGAAGCUUACUGCAAGGAAUCUGAAAGAUUUCAAUGAUUGUAUACAGAAUUGUGGACUGUCUGAUAUCAAAAGCUCUGGUUCAUCUUGGACAUGGCAUAAUAAGCAACAAGGUAGAUUCAGAAUAUAUGGCAAGUUGGAUAGGGCUCUGAGCAACUCUUUUUUGAUUGGUAAAUUUCCUCAAAUGUUUAUAGAAUAUAAAUGCACAUCUUCUAGUGAUCACACCCCAGCUCUUGUCCAUUUUAUGCCCAGCACUACUUCAGGGCCAAAGCCAUUCAGAUUUUUUAACUUCUGGACUCAAUGUCAAGGUUAUGAAGAUGUGGUCAAUAGUGUCUGGAAUAUUUCAAAAGCAGGUACUCCAAUGUUCAAGUUGGUUUCUAAACUAAAGGAAUUAAAAUCUGCUCUAAAAAAUUGGUCAAAACAGUCAGGCAUUUCAACAAAGGAAAAUAUUAUAAAAUUAUCAAAACAGUUGGAGCACAUCCAGAAUUAG
Asparagus officinalis (garden asparagus) is the source of this 552-nucleotide messenger RNA. RefSeq lists its product as uncharacterized. The record is from RefSeq and is a predicted model, not a curated record. The coding region runs from base 1 to 552 and encodes 183 amino acids. NCBI's taxonomy places the organism in Eukaryota, Viridiplantae, Streptophyta, Magnoliopsida, Asparagales, Asparagaceae. The transcript has a single exon.